AUGGGAAGGCGAGGCCCGAGCCAUAUGGGCCCGUACGGGCUCGCUUGCUCGAGCUGCUUCAAGGCCAAGUGCAAAUGCGUCGCGCGUGCCGACGGCGGCGAGGGCUGCCAGCGCUGCCACCGGCUCAACAAGCCGUGCCGGCCGUCCGAUGCGCUGCGACGGAGCGCCAUCGACAAGAAGCCGAGCUCAGCGGCCCGCAUCGCCGACCUCGAGAGCAAGGUUGCCCUCUUGAUCUCGCAAUUGCAGGCGGGCGGCGUCGGCGGCGACGCCAACGAUGAUCACCACGACGACGGUCAUGCUGCGUCGGGCUCCGUCCGUUGCAGCAGUUCGCCAGCGCCCACGGCCACGCCCCGGCUGCCAGAUCCGCCGCAGCCUGUAGUUCCGGACGCCGAACACGAGGCCAUGCUCGAGACGUUCCGGUCGCGCAUGCUGCCUCACUUUGCCUUUGUGCACCUCCCCGCCGAGCUGACGGCUCACCAGCUGGAGCGCGACCGGCCGUUCCUCUUCCGCGCCGUUAUGUGCGUCGCGUCUCCUUCGGCGAGGGACAAAGCGGCGCGAGGCAGGGCGCUGAAGAGGGCGAUCGGCGAGGCCAUGUUGGAUUGCGAAGAGCAGUCCAGCAGCGACAGGAUGGACCUGCUACUCGCUCUCCUGACGUACGUCUCCUGGGGCUGGCACCACGAGAUCAACCACCACAGCAGCCUACCUCGGCUCAUGUCGCAAGCCAACUCGUUGGCCUGCGAGAUACGACUCCUAGACGGGUCAGGCGUCCCCGAUGCGCGGAUCACGGCGCUGUUCACCCCGGGCUCCGGCUGCCGGGCUGACCACGCAGGGGCGCUGACGAGGCACGAGUUCCUCGAGCGGCAGCGCGCGGUCCUGGGGUGUUUUGUGCUCAGCUCCGUCGUCUCGGCGCACUACCACGGCCAGGUGGACGCGCUGCGCUGGACUCCCGAGAUGGACAGCGGCCUCGCCGCCGUCAGCACCAACCACGAGUGCCCGACCGACGCGGCCCUCGCCGCGCAGGUCCGCCUGCAGCUGCUCGCGCAGAAGGCCGUCCAGGUGCACCAGCAGCAGCAGCUCGAGCACGGCGCCGCCGCACCCACGGAGAUGACCACCCUCCCCGCGCUGCUGGCCCUCGCCGCCCUGCAGACCCAACUCCGGGACCUCCAAACCUCCCUCCCCGCCACCCUCCCCAACCGCGACCUCAUCGCCGCGCACACCCACGCCACCGCCCUGACCCUCAGCGAAACAACCCACGCCAUCGCCUCCCUCGUGCCCGCCAUGAUCAGCCACUUCACCCGCAUGACCAGCAGCACCAACACCAACCCCAACCCCACCGCCGCCGCCCUCCCCACCACCAUCCCCAUCCCCAUCAUCCCCCCAUCCGCCAUGGGCGCCGCUGCGCCCAAUCCCAGUCCCACUCCCAGUCCCGCCGCCGCCACCACGGCCACGGUUACCGUGCCAGGCCCCACCCCCCGACAGGAGCGCCUGCGCACGCUGGGCCACACGCUGCGCGCCGUCAAGGCCUGCGCCGCGGCGCUCCUCGCCCCGCCCCCCGCCGCGUUCGCCGGCAUCGCCUUCCUCCAGUGGGCGCAGCUCGCGCGGUGUGCGGCCGCGCUGGGCGGCAUGGCGGCUGCGUAUGCUGCCGCGGCGGCGGCGGUCGCUCGCGGGGCGGUCGUGGACCUGCCGGGCCUGCUGGGCGCGGUGGCGGGGAAGUUGGAGCUUGUUGCGCGCCUCCAGCGGGAGGGUUCCGGCGAGGGUGAGGGCGGUGGCGGUGGCAGUGACGAUGGUGAUGAUGGGGUCGGGGCGGUGUUUGCGCGGCUGGCGCGGAGGAUGAGGGAGUUCUGCGCCGAGGCGGGUCGGAGUGCGGCGGCUCCGCCCGGCGGCGGCGCGGGUACGGAGACUGGCGCUGGCGGCGCGGCGGUGGAGGGUGGAGCGGCGGUCGAUGGCGCUUCGGCGGGCGUGACGUCGUGGUCGGGUCAGUCUAUUAUGCAGCCUACUGGUGGGCUUCAAUGGUGA
Messenger RNA from Thermothielavioides terrestris NRRL 8126, 2016 nucleotides. RefSeq lists its product as uncharacterized. Gene Ontology annotation, cellular component: nucleus. The coding region runs from base 1 to 2016 and encodes 671 amino acids. Gene Ontology annotation, biological process: regulation of DNA-templated transcription. The transcript has 3 exons. The record is from RefSeq and is a predicted model, not a curated record. Gene Ontology annotation, molecular function: DNA-binding transcription factor activity, RNA polymerase II-specific; zinc ion binding; transcription cis-regulatory region binding. NCBI's taxonomy places the organism in Eukaryota, Fungi, Ascomycota, Sordariomycetes, Sordariales, Chaetomiaceae.